AGAGUAUACAAGUACUAUAAUAUAGUGUAUAGUAAAACUCAAAACUGAAAAUUAAAAUACUAUAAAUUAUAUUGUUUUUCCUUUUUUGGAGAUUGUAAAUUUGUGUGUUUGUGUACCUAAUUGGAUAUAAUUACUAAUUAUGACAGAAGAAUCACCGGUUAAUAUGAAUAUUGUGGAAACAACCAAGACACGAGUUAAAAAUUGUGUAUUUUGUAACGUAAUUGCUGCCAAUGACCCAAAUAUUAUUCUUGAGCCUCGAAGCGAUCAAUUUGUAAUCAUAAAAGACAUUAAGCCAGUGGCUACUCACCAUUUCUUAGUGUUGAGUGACAAACACAUAAAAAGUUCUAAGAGUUUGCAACCUAAUGAACAAGAUCGUAAUUUACUCAAGAGCAUGGUUGCAGCUGCAAAACAAAUAUUAUUAAACAAUGGUUGUGAUUUAAAUGACAUGAGAAUGGGUUUUCAUUGGCCUCCAUUUUAUUCAAUAGGACAUAUGCAUCUUCAUGCCAUUAGCCCCGCUAGUUCAAUGUCUGCUUUCAAUCGUUUUGUUGCAUUCAAUCCAAGUUUCAGUUAUGUUUUUGUUGAUGUAAAUUAUGUGUUGAAACGUAUUGGUUGCAAAGACGAAAAUGAAACAGAAAGUCCAUCUUCAGUCAACAAACAGUGAUACAUGUUUAACAUAAAAUAUAGACACUACCUACUUGUUAUUUUUUAUUUAUUAGUAUAUUAAUUCAAUAUAUUAUUAUUGUUUUUUUUUUUUUAUUAUAUAUACAUGAUUAUACGGUAUCAUUUUAUAAAUAGUAAAUUUUAUAUUUUUGAUAUUCUAUAGUAAUAAUUUUAAUAAUUUAACCAAUAUAAAAAAACCUAAUAAUUUUGUAUUAUAAUAUUCUGUAUUAAAAUAAUAGUAUUUUAUGUAUGAAAAAA
Messenger RNA from Aphis gossypii (cotton aphid), 918 nucleotides. RefSeq names its product adenosine 5'-monophosphoramidase HINT3-like. NCBI's taxonomy places the organism in Eukaryota, Metazoa, Arthropoda, Insecta, Hemiptera, Aphididae. Gene Ontology annotation, molecular function: catalytic activity. The record is from RefSeq and is a predicted model, not a curated record. The transcript has 5 exons. The coding region runs from base 140 to 661 and encodes 173 amino acids.